Messenger RNA from Microtus ochrogaster (prairie vole), 3808 nucleotides. It is a transcript of the gene Nlgn3, whose product is annotated as neuroligin 3. The record is from RefSeq and is a predicted model, not a curated record. Gene Ontology annotation, molecular function: neurexin family protein binding. Lineage: Eukaryota; Metazoa; Chordata; Mammalia; Rodentia; Cricetidae. Gene Ontology annotation, cellular component: membrane.
GCGCCCCCUCGGUGCGCGGGCACAGCAGCCAGGCUGCCGGAGAGCUGAUCUCGGGGAUUCGGGUGCGGAGCCCUUGGCCUGGAGGCGAUAUGGGUGGUCCUUGGCCGGGUUCAGUCGUUUGCAGCCGCCUGGGGAACAGGCCUGUCUGGCCCUAAGGGAGCCCUCUUUCGAAGUGGUGGUGCUUGGACGACCUGCUCUCUGCUCUCUGCGUUGCUGGGCACCUGUAGGUGUCCCUCGAGAGCUCAGUUUUGAGGUUCAAGUCAGUGUGGCCAUGAAGGGGCUGCCUAUUGGGCUGAUGCUGUGACCCCGGAGUCUGCCUCUCCUGCCAGUACCCCUGCCCGGAACAUGUGGCUGCAGCUUGGCCUGCCCUCGCUGUCCCUGAGCCCCACGCCCACAGUUGGCCGGAGUCUGUGUCUCACGCUGUGGUUCCUCAGUUUGGUGCUGAGGGCCAGUACACAGGCCCCAGCACCCACAGUCAAUACUCACUUUGGGAAGCUAAGGGGUGCCAGAGUACCAUUGCCCAGUGAGAUCCUGGGUCCUGUGGACCAGUACCUGGGGGUACCCUACGCAGCUCCCCCGAUCGGCGAGAAACGCUUCCUGCCCCCUGAACCACCCCCAUCCUGGUCAGGCAUCCGGAACGCCACACACUUUCCCCCAGUGUGCCCCCAGAACAUCCACACAGCUGUGCCCGAAGUUAUGCUGCCAGUCUGGUUCACUGCCAACUUGGAUAUCGUCGCUACUUACAUCCAGGAGCCCAAUGAAGACUGCCUCUACUUGAAUGUCUAUGUGCCCACGGAAGAUGUAAAGCGGAUUUCCAAGGAAUGCGCCCGAAAGCCCAACAAGAAAAUUUGUAGGAAAGGAGGAUCCGGCGCUAAGAAACAGGGCGAGGACUUAGCGGAUAAUGACGGGGAUGAAGAUGAAGACAUCCGCGACAGUGGUGCUAAGCCUGUCAUGGUCUACAUCCACGGAGGUUCUUACAUGGAAGGGACAGGCAACAUGAUUGAUGGCAGCGUUCUUGCAAGUUAUGGCAACGUCAUCGUCAUCACCCUCAACUAUCGGGUCGGGGUGCUAGGUUUCUUAAGCACCGGGGAUCAGGCUGCCAAGGGCAACUAUGGGCUCCUUGACCAAAUCCAGGCCCUCCGCUGGGUGAGUGAGAAUAUUGCCUUCUUUGGAGGAGAUCCCCGUCGAAUCACCGUGUUUGGCUCGGGCAUUGGUGCAUCCUGUGUCAGCCUCCUCACACUGUCUCAUCAUUCUGAGGGGCUUUUCCAGAGGGCCAUCAUCCAAAGUGGCUCUGCUCUAUCUAGCUGGGCUGUGAACUACCAACCAGUGAAGUACACCAGUUUGCUGGCAGACAAAGUGGGCUGUAAUGUGCUGGACACCGUCGAUAUGGUGGAUUGUCUUCGACAAAAGAGCGCCAAGGAGCUGGUAGAACAGGACAUUCAGCCAGCCCGCUACCAUGUGGCUUUUGGCCCUGUGAUUGAUGGUGAUGUCAUUCCUGAUGACCCUGAGAUCCUUAUGGAACAGGGAGAGUUCCUCAACUAUGAUAUCAUGCUAGGUGUCAACCAGGGUGAGGGUCUCAAGUUUGUAGAAGGGGUGGUAGACCCUGAGGAUGGUGUCUCAGGCACUGACUUUGACUACUCUGUCUCCAACUUUGUGGACAAUCUGUAUGGCUACCCUGAGGGUAAGGACACCUUGCGGGAGACCAUCAAGUUUAUGUACACAGACUGGGCAGAUCGUGACAACCCUGAGACCCGCCGUAAAACCCUGGUGGCGCUCUUCACUGACCACCAGUGGGUGGAACCUUCAGUGGUGACGGCUGAUCUGCAUGCCCGAUAUGGCUCACCUACCUACUUUUACGCCUUCUACCAUCACUGCCAGAGCCUCAUGAAGCCCGCGUGGUCAGAUGCAGCUCAUGGGGAUGAAGUGCCCUACGUCUUUGGUGUCCCUAUGGUAGGUCCCACUGACCUUUUCCCCUGCAACUUCUCCAAGAAUGACGUUAUGCUCAGCGCUGUUGUUAUGACCUAUUGGACCAACUUUGCCAAGACUGGGGAUCCCAACAAGCCGGUACCCCAGGAUACCAAGUUCAUUCACACCAAGGCCAACCGCUUUGAGGAAGUGGCCUGGUCCAAAUACAAUCCCCGGGACCAGCUCUACCUUCACAUCGGGCUGAAACCAAGGGUUCGUGAUCAUUACCGAGCCACCAAGGUAGCCUUUUGGAAACACCUGGUGCCCCACCUGUACAACCUGCAUGACAUGUUCCACUAUACAUCCACGACCACCAAAGUGCCGCCCCCGGACACCACCCACAGCUCCCACAUCACUCGCAGGCCCAAUGGCAAGACCUGGAGCACCAAGCGGCCAGCCAUCUCACCCGCCUACAGCAAUGAGAAUGCCCCUGGGUCCUGGAAUGGGGACCAGGAUGCAGGGCCACUCCUGGUCGAGAACCCUCGAGACUACUCCACUGAACUAAGUGUCACCAUUGCCGUGGGAGCCUCCCUCCUGUUUCUCAAUGUGUUGGCCUUUGCUGCCCUUUAUUACCGUAAGGACAAACGGCGCCAGGAGCCCCUGAGGCAGCCUAGUCCCCAGAGGGGAACUGGUGCCCCUGAAUUGGGAACUGCUCCAGAGGAGGAGCUGGCAGCAUUACAGUUGGGGCCCACUCACCACGAAUGUGAGGCUGGCCCACCCCACGACACACUGCGCCUCACAGCAUUGCCCGACUAUACCCUGACCCUGCGGCGGUCCCCUGAUGACAUCCCACUCAUGACCCCCAACACCAUCACUAUGAUUCCCAACUCCCUGGUUGGGCUGCAGACCUUGCACCCCUAUAACACCUUUGCCGCGGGGUUCAACAGUACUGGGCUGCCCCACUCACACUCCACUACCCGUGUAUAGCUCUAGCGCGGAGCACAACCCAUCUCCCAGCCCCCUCCCUCCCAGCCCCACAAACACACAUGCACACACAUACACAUAUAUGUACACGCACGCACCCACACCCUACAGCAGACCCAUCUGCACAAACACAGACAGAUGUGGACAUGCACCCGCAUGUACAAAAACACAAAUCCAGAAGUGAACCUGAACAGGCCCUUCAAAUGGGGACACAUAUGAGUCCUUGGUACCAAGGGCCCAUGGAAUAGCAGCUGGAGCCAGAUCCCUGAACCCGACCAGACACUCCUGGGGCCCUGGAAAGCCACAGCCGGACACCCCCUUGGUGCUCGCCUUCUUGGAACUGCACCGUCUAACCAACUGCAGACUUGGGAGCUUUAAAGAGCAGGAUAGCUCUUCCUCCCCCAGACUUGGUCUUUUCUCUGGGUCUUGUUUUUGUUGAUUUUUAAAAAAAUUGGAACCAAUGUUUUUCCAGCCCGUUGAAUGCUAAGCAGCUCUAGAAGGGAGGGCUUGAAGAUCACGACUCUCUGGUUCUGGGACUCCCAGUGUUGCUUCAUACAACCAGACCAAGGAAAAGGACCCUCCAAGACAGUAACAGAUGGGAGCAAGACUAUGGGGUGAAAGGAGGAAGAGGCUAGCAAUGGAUGGGGCUGGAGGGCCAUCAAGGACAGAGCACCAACUUGGCUGUGGCCCUAUAGAGGACUGCAGCAUCAGCCUGGCUAGACCAGGGGAGCCUAGGUUCGGUAAACUAAGUACUGUGGAGGCCCGGAUCUUAUUGGACCUCUGGGUAUAUAAUCUGGGUUCUGCCUCUGCCCUUGGGGAAAUGAUAUCAGAAAUUUGCCCCCUUUUCUUUACAGUCUCUUUGUGUCUGUCAUUUCUCUUUCAAAACAGCGGUGGUUUUUUUUUUUUUUUUUGGUUUUUG